Messenger RNA from Lipotes vexillifer (Yangtze River dolphin), 2072 nucleotides. It is a transcript of the gene SPTLC2, whose product is annotated as serine palmitoyltransferase long chain base subunit 2. Lineage: Eukaryota; Metazoa; Chordata; Mammalia; Artiodactyla; Lipotidae. The record is from RefSeq and is a predicted model, not a curated record. The transcript is spliced from 12 exons. The coding region runs from base 135 to 1820 and encodes 561 amino acids. Gene Ontology annotation, biological process: ceramide biosynthetic process; sphingosine biosynthetic process. Gene Ontology annotation, cellular component: serine palmitoyltransferase complex. Gene Ontology annotation, molecular function: pyridoxal phosphate binding; serine C-palmitoyltransferase activity.
GGCAGGGAAUUGGCGGCGGCGUGCAGCCAUUUCCGGUUUCGGGGAGGUUGGAGGGGUGCGGUGCGGGACUUGGAGCCGCUGCAUCCUCGGCCGCCGCUUACGGAUCCUGCCUUGCGCCUAGUGCUGCCGGGACGAUGCGGACGGAGCCCGGAGGGUGCUGCUGCCGUCGCCCGCUGCGGGCGAACGACUGCGUGGCGAACGGGGAGGUGCGCAACGGGUACGUGAGGAUCAGCGCCGCUACUGCCGUAGCCGCUGCCGGCCAGAUACAUCAUGUUACACAAAAUGGAGGACUAUAUAAAAGACCAUUUAAUGAAGGUUUUGAAGAGACGCCAAUGCUGGUUGCUGUGCUUACUUAUGUGGGGUAUGGUGUCCUCACUCUCUUUGGAUAUCUUCGAGAUUUCUUAAGGCAUUGGAGAAUUGAAAAGUGUCACCAUGCAACAGAAAGAGAAGAACAAAAGGACUUUGUGUCAUUGUAUCAGGAUUUCGAAAACUUCUAUACAAGGAACCUCUACAUGAGGAUUAGAGACAACUGGAAUCGGCCCAUCUGCAGUGUGCCUGGGGCCAGGGUGGACAUCAUGGAGAGACAGUCUCAUGAUUACAACUGGUCGUUCAAGUACACAGGGAAUGUAAUUAAAGAUGUUAUAAACAUGGGUUCCUACAACUAUCUUGGGUUUGCACGGAAUACUGGACCAUGUCAAGAGGCAGCUGCCAAAGUCCUGGAGGAAUAUGGAGUUGGAGUGUGCAGCACUCGGCAGGAAAUUGGAAACCUGGACAAGCAUGAAGAACUAGAGAAGCUUGUGGCAAGUUUCUUGGGAGUGGAAGCUGCUAUGACAUAUGGCAUGGGAUUUGCAACAAACUCAAUGAGCAUUCCUGCUCUUGUUAGCAAAGGUUGCCUGAUUCUGAGUGAUGAGCUGAACCAUGCAUCAUUGGUUCUAGGAGCCAGACUCUCAGGAGCAACCAUUCGAGUCUUCAAGCACAACAAUAUGCAAAGCCUAGAGAAGUUGUUGAAAGAUGCCAUUGUUUAUGGUCAACCUCGGACACGAAGGCCCUGGAAGAAAAUUCUAAUCCUUGUGGAGGGAAUAUAUAGCAUGGAGGGAUCUAUUGUUCGCCUUCCUGAAGUGAUUGCCCUUAAGAAGAAAUACAAGGCAUACUUGUAUCUAGAUGAAGCUCACAGCAUUGGGGCUCUGGGCCCUACAGGACGAGGUGUGGUGGAUUACUUUGGCCUGGAUCCUGAGGAUGUGGACAUUAUGAUGGGAACAUUCACAAAGAGCUUUGGUGCUUCUGGAGGAUACAUCGGAGGCAAGAAGGAGCUGAUCGACUAUCUGCGGACACAUUCUCAUAGUGCAGUGUACGCCACAUCACUGUCACCACCUGUUGUGGAGCAGAUCAUCACUUCUAUGAAGUGCAUCAUGGGGCAGGAUGGCACCACCCUUGGCAAAGAGUGUAUCCAGCAGUUAGCUGAAAACGUCAGAUAUUUCAGGAGACGUCUGAAAAAUAUGGGCUUCAUCAUCUAUGGAAAUGAAGAUUCUCCAGUGGUGCCUCUGAUGCUCUACAUGCCAGCCAAAAUUGGCGCCUUUGGACGGGAGAUGCUAAAGCGGAAUAUCGGUGUAGUUGUGGUAGGAUUUCCUGCUACCCCAAUCAUUGAGUCCAGAGCCAGGUUUUGCCUGUCAGCAGCUCAUACCAAAGAAAUGCUUGAUACUGCUUUAAAGGAGAUAGAUGAAGUCGGGGACCUAUUGCACCUGAAAUAUUCCCGUCAUCGGUCGGUACCUCUAUUGGACAGGCCCUUUGACGAGACUACAUAUGAAGAAACAGAAGACUGAGCCUUUUGGUGCUCCCCUAAAGGAACUCUCCCUCACCCAGGAGAGUGUGUGGCCUUUCCAGUCCAGUUGCAGGAACCACACUUCUUGUGCAAGAGAUUUCCUCAACUACUGACGGUGGCCCCCUCCACUCUAAAUGAUAUUUUGUAAAUAGUGAAAAACUGCUUCACAUCCUUCCUUUGCUACAUCACCUUUAAAAAAGGAGGUGACUCACUUUGCUUCUUUGUCCAUUAAAAAAAUGUUUUAUUUUAUAAC